Molecule: messenger RNA, 2544 nt
Organism: Fusarium sp. VM40
Lineage: Eukaryota; Fungi; Ascomycota; Sordariomycetes; Hypocreales; Nectriaceae
Source: the annotation of a GenBank genome assembly
AUGGCUGGUAGGCGUGGAGGGGAUUACCCAGGGUCUUCUGGCUCCUUCGACCGUCGAGACGACCGCGCACCAGCCGCUUACCACAAUCGAUUACCCGAUUACCGUGACCGAUCAUCAGAGAGAUACCACGGUUCGCCGCAAGACCUAAUUUCAGAUCGCGAAAGGGAAUCAAUUUCAUCUCGGGACCAGUCCACCAGGCGACCUUCCGAUAAGUCGAUUUCCCAUCGGUCGAUCAAUGCUGGAGACCAUGGUAAGAUCUGGGAUCGGCAGAAAAAGCACGAGAAGAGUAUGGCUCAUUCGGUACAAACAGGAUCAAGAACGCCCUCAAGCGCAUCAAGCGGACGACGAAUUUUAAAACCCGGUCAGCAAGCCAUGAUGGAGCUCCUCGGCGAUAUGGCCCAUCAUCGCGUUCAACUGCAUCAAGUUGAGGCCAAACUUCAGAGGACAAAAAGAGAGCUAAGCCAGUCAAACACAAAACCGACUGAGUUUGCUUCUGUUGAAGACCUGAAACGUAGAGAGGUGCAACGAUACGAAGAUGAGAGGACGAAGCUAGAGCAGAAGCUCGCACAAAUAUAUCAGAAACUGCAAACGAGCUUCGAUUCCUUUCUCAAACAGCUACAGCAACAACUACCACCCACAACCUCUGACAGGCAGCACGAAACACUCUCCCCAGCGAACAAUACUCAGGGGUCCAUAUCAGAGCUCGAACCACGAUUAGCAGAACUGCAGAAACAAAUAACAUCAGGGAUGGAAAUUCACGUGCAACGUGAACUCAAAAAGCUCAAGGAGUCUGAUAACAAUGAGAUUCAGUAUCUACGGAGUAGCCUCGAUGAAGAAAAACAAAAGACUCGGCUCCUAGCGAGCAAGUUGGAAGAUGGCCAGCGCGAAAACCAAAUGUUGGAACAGAGGCUCAGCCGACUCGAACAAAAGUUCAUCGGUAUCAACUCGAAAACACAAGUGCAAAUAUCGACAGAAGUUGACGAAAGAUGGAACAAGAAAAUGCCGAGCAUCGACGAAAAAUUCAGCAAGAUACAAGAGUUGCAAACGUCUUUAAACGACCAUACGACACAGUUGGCCAGUCUGAAACGUAGCGCUUCGAUGGCCGCCAAGAGCAGCACAGCAGCCUCCAACACAACAUGCAUAGCAGCCUCCAAUGCGACAGUCGAACAGCUUAAGAAGACUGUUGAAAUGCAAGGACGCAAUAUCAAGUUUUUAACGACUAAGCAAGAUUCGCAAGUGUUGAAAGUUGAGAAGCUUCAGAUUUUGACGGAUUCAAACAAGGUGGAUGUGGAAAGUAACGGAGACCUUUUGAAAUUACAAGAUGCUGCCGUUGCAGAGCAGCGCAAACAGCAGGAGUCUUUGGAAGAGGAGAUUACGUCCCUGAAAAGCCUGUCUCAUGAUCAAGAAGAAAGGCACAAGUUGCUGGACAAGACCGUUGCCGGUUUGAGUUCUACUGUGAAGGUGCUCUCGCAAGGGCAAGAGUCUCUGGCGGUGGAUGUAAGCUCUCUGGACUCAUCUUGCAAAGACAACAAAAAGUCACACGACAUGCAUGCAUCGGAGAUAGUCUCUCUAGAAGCACUUAUUCAGCGGCAGCAGAAGAAGAGCGAUGUUUUGGAACAAAGUCUCGCCUCUCUGCAAGACGCCACUGCAGGCUGGUCGCAUCAAGAAUUCAGAAGACUGGGUGAAAAGGUCCAUGAGUUUCCACCUGCAACGGGUCUCAAACGCCUCCUGGAAGAACUUCCACCUGCUACGGACCUUCAACGCCUUCUGAAAGAAUUGCCACCUGCAAUGGACCUUAAGCGCCUUCUGAAAGAACUACCUCCUACCAAGGACUUAAAGCAGCUUCUUGCAGACGUGCCAAAGUUAAAAGAAUCUAUGUCAGAAGCCAUGGUACGCUCGUCAAAUACGCCAACGCCCGCGCCAGUGCCUGCACCUGCGCCUGCACAUAUGACAAAGGAUAUGGUCAUGCAGAUGGUAAACCCUCAAAUUCGGGAUUUGGGGAACCUCUUGAAAUCAGAUCUUUCUCAGAAAUUUACGAUCGUGGCUGAAAACUUCGGUAAGACCAUUGAUGCAGCCAACGCACGUACAUCCAAGUCUGAGGCAGAUGUCAAGGAGUUGGACGAACGCAUCUCUAAAAUUGACAAGACUCUAAAGCAGAGUCAGAAGGAAAUGAGAGAAACGGGCGAAAGUCUGCAGAAGGGCUUCAAGGAGCAGACGGCUGAAGUCGAUGCGAUGAAGGGCUCAAUUGCCCUGGCUUUUCGGGAACUUGAUAAAACUCGUAGGGAGGCAAAGGCCGGGACGGAUGAUGUGCAGUUCCAGUUGACACAUAUGACUGACUGGGCAAAGAACUUCGGCUCCAAGCAGUGGCAUGACAGCGUUGCACAGCAAAUCGCAGCGUAUGUACCAGCUCAUUUCACGGGACAACUAGACAGUCUUACUACCCGGGUCAGUACACUUGAAAGCCGGGGUAAUGACGCGGAGGGUGCCAACAAGAGGCGUAAGGGGGUUAAUGGCAGUCCGUUGGUGUUGAACGGCUCCUACUGA